AUGAAUAAUCCAGGUUCUAUGAUGAUAGGAUGGAUCGCUCUAAUUGCAGCUGGCGGCGGAGCAUACUACCUAGCAAAAAAAGAAAUCGAUUCACGGAGACGUGCACAAGAACUCGCAAGAAUUAGGCCCACCGAAAAAUUAGAAUGGUGGCAAAAAGUUCAACAAUAUGAUCAGGCGACAGCUAAUCAAACAUCAUCAUCUUCGUCGUCGAGUGGGUCUAAUAAUAGGAACACACCACCUUAA
This is a messenger RNA of Ambispora gerdemannii, 243 nucleotides long. The record is from the annotation of a GenBank genome assembly. NCBI's taxonomy places the organism in Eukaryota, Fungi, Glomeromycota, Glomeromycetes, Archaeosporales, Ambisporaceae.